AUGGACGCAGCAGAGCCGCUCACUUCGCCUUUGGACUACUUGGAUACAGCUCCUGAUUUUGGCUCACAUGCAUUUGAAGAUACGGUGGCAGGGUCGCCCGUGUUUGGUCACGUAGGCACAGCUCUCACGCGCACCCAGUCUGAACUAUUCCCUUCGGAUCUGCCGACGAGCUUUAAAUCGGACAUUAGUGUACCAAGCCCGUUACAAAUGAGCUUAUCAACAAUGCAUCCUGAUGAUUUCACCGUCAGUCUCGAUGGCAGCUCGUCAAAUACCAGUUCGAGUUCUCAUGCCAGCUUCAACAAGCUGGCAAAGGAUAUGACACCACUGACUUUAGCACACCCCCUGGGCCUGAGCAGCGGAGAUUCUGACAGCGAACAUGGAGAACAUGCGUUUCUACGCGAUACUACAGCGGAUAAGCGGGAUAAUAGCGCAUCGAGCGAUACAACAAAGCAUGCGUCGCCACCUUGCACACCCCUACAGACAGGGUCCUCGCUGCCAGGCAUUAUGCCGGGGCAUGUUACAAAUGCCUCUCCGACACAAGAUUCCGUGCAGCAGAUGCAACAUCUGCGUUUGAACUCGCUUCAGUCCAGUCCCAUGUCGAUGAAAUUCCCAGACAUGUGGUCAGAGGCUCACACCCAAGCACCCAUCAUGUCGCCGAUACGCAAUCUGAUCCCGCCGAGCUGGUCAAUGCUUGGUUUGCAGCCGGGUACACCCAGUCCUUUCACACCGCUUGGCUUGCAAGACAGUUCUAUAUUCGGUAUUCCAGGUGUGCAGCCCGGUGCAUACCAGCCAUUUGUGGACCCCUCGAGUACGCAAACACCCACCAUGUCCCCCCGUGACUCUGUGGCAUCAGAGCGAGGCUUUUGGGCACCCGUUGCCUCGGCUCAAGGCCCCACGUCGAUCAUGCAGACAUCUGCAUCAAUGAUGCCAUCGACCCAUACAAAGAACAUGUCGCCCGGUCGCCGGCGCUCAGCUAUGGCGGGCAUGCCUCGCAAGGCCCAGAGCACGCCGCACUUCCAGAAGGUCAGUUAUGAAGCAACGCCGCUGGCCUCUACGCCCCACUCCCCCUCCAAGUCGCGCUCAAACCCCAAGACAGUGCGUCGUCUUACGAGUCAGAAGCGCAUGUCCGUGCAACCCACGGCCACAGCCCCAGAACCGACGAAGAUGCAACCUGGGCGCCUGCGUAUGCGCGGUUCUAUGGCGGCGCUGCGAGAGGCAAAUGCGAUGCAGACUUCGUCCAAGAGUUCUCCAGCCACCCAGCGCAAGCCUAUCACGCUGAGCUUUGUCAAUUAUGGUAUUGAACAUGCCGAAGAGCUCUGCUCUGCUGUCGCACCGAGUGGGAGCUACAAAGUACCAUUGCGUGGCUUCAAGGACUCGGACGACGAGGGUGAGUCGCAGUCAGCCACGCCACCCGCCACACAAUCUUCUGCCAGUGCGUCCGGAGAGUCGCAGACACCACACAGUGGCUAUGCGAGUCAUCAGCCAGGGACCUCUAAAGAAACCUCGGCACGACAUGAACCUAAACUGCGCCGAGCCACAACUAAUCUCCGCGACUUUGUCGCUCAUAGCACGCAUACGAUGACAUGA
Messenger RNA from Malassezia sympodialis ATCC 42132, 1587 nucleotides. RefSeq lists its product as uncharacterized. Lineage: Eukaryota; Fungi; Basidiomycota; Malasseziomycetes; Malasseziales; Malasseziaceae. The record is from RefSeq and is a predicted model, not a curated record.